GAAGGGAGCGAAGGAAACCAUCCACAGCAAUGGCUGGCUGGCUGAGUAGCUGGCGCGUUCAAGUUGAACACGUUCUGGCAAAGGCGCGCAGCCGCAGUUGUAAAGGGAUAUGCGCGCUGUCAAGAACUACGCGUUAAUGUGGCACGGACGAUGUAAGCGACUUAACUUACCUACUUAAAUAUAACUUAACUAAAUGAAAAUGGUGUUUUAAGUGUUGAAGGAAUAUAUUAUUGGAUAAUAAGUGUUGGAAUGUGCGCAAUAAGAAAAAAAAAAAAGCAGUGUUUAUUAUAAAAAAAAUUUAAUAAAAUUUGCAAAUAAAAAUUGUUGUUUUCAGUGCAAAAAAAAAAUAUUUUUUAAAACAACUAUACCUGCAUAGAAGCAUAAGUUGUGUACCUUCCGACGCAUCCUUAAGUGCAGCGACAAAUGUGUGUAACAACAACAACAACAAGAAAUAAGCCUAAUGAACUCGUGCGCUCAUUUAGCCCUUCGCCGCAGCUGCUAAAUUCGCUUUAAAAGGUCACACACACACACACCUAAAUGUAUAAUUCUAAAUAUUUGUAUGUGUUGCGCGUCGUCUCCGAAUCGCUCAAGUACGCAAGUGAGUGUGUAGCGCAUGCGCGAGUUCAAAACUCAGCAAGUAACUAAACUACCUUCCAGCAAAACAAAUAAAAUAUAUUUUUGUAUAUAUAAAUACUCACAUUUCUUUGUACAUAGGUCGAUAACAUAUAAACGCCUGCAAAGGUAUUGCAAUAAGAAAAUUAGGGAGCCCUUGCCAGCUGGAGGGAAGUAGUGAUAAUAGUGGCAGCUGCUACUUCAAAAACGAAAAAUAAUUUUAUAAAUGUGUGCGUGUGUUUAAAAGUGCAUAACAACAAACAUAUUUACAUACUUACUCCUAUGCAUGGUUGCUUGGGCACGGCAGCUGCAUGCAAGGAAAUUGGAUUUGUUGCUAAAAAUAACUUACGCUAUAACUGGAAUACGAGCUGCACCUACAUAUGAAGUGCACGAAAAAAAAAAAUUAUAAGUGUGGUGAGCAAAUAUGAGCACUUAUUUAUUUAAAAAUAUGCUUGUAAUAAACUAAAUUCAUAAAUUUGCUUAUCAGAUUGCGUUACUUUUGUGAAGUUCUGUAAAAAUAUUUGUAUAAUAAUACUAACGGUAAAGAGAAGUGUUAUAAAUAAUUUAAAAAAUAUUUUUAUGUGAUAUACCGUUAAAAAUAGAAAUGCCUAAACAUCUAUCUAAAGCCAAAUUAUUAUCAUUAUUAUAAAUUUUUAAAUAGUGUAAACUAAAAAAAUACCUUCAAAAAUUUAAAAAAAAAAAUAAAUAAAAAAACAAGCAAAAAUCAUAAUUUUAAUAAUUCUACACAACAACUAGUCCGCAAUGGCCCACUGUCUACAAGGAGCACAACAAUUGCGCAAGGCAACUGCCUGCGCUGUCGCCUCGAACCGUAAAAGCUAUGGCCUUUACAUAAUUAUCAUCACAUUGACAAUGCAUUUGGUCGCACUGCAAGUGGCCACCGCAUUGCCGGAGUAUGCACACGCCGCGCAUCAGCGACAUCAUCGUCAUCAGCAGCAUGCCACUGCAACCGCCGCAAAUUCCACUGUCGCGAGCAGCGGUGGCAAUAGCGGCACGAGCACCAGCUCCAGCGACACAAGCAGUGCCGGCAAUGUGUCGUCAUUGGGCAUACAUCACACCAAUUGGCGUCGCAUCGAAAUGAUGGAUGCCAAUGGCCUGUACUGGCUGGAGUGGUGGCUGAAAGGCACCAACUCGAAGGAGAUACACUUUCGCGCCACUGUCAAUACGCGCGGCUUCAUCGGACUCGGUUUUGCGCGGAAGAAUCCUCGUAUGGCUAAUGCUGAUUUGGUGUUGCUGUGGGUCGACGAUCGCACAGGCAAAGCAAAUGCGCUGGACUGUCAUGGCUCAGCGAAGCAUCCCAACGCAGCACCGAUUCAAGAUGACACACAGAACUACAAUGUCAUUGAUGGUGGACAAAAUGGAACACACACCUGGGUGGAGUUCUCACGUAAAUUGGAAACUUGUGAUCCUUACGAUUUGCCAUUGGGGGUUGACACCGUCAAAGUACUUUGGACUUUCGGCGAAACAGAUCCCAUCUAUGGCGACUUAAAGGGGCAUGGCAAGAAUCGCGGUUACAAAUCACUGAAUUUACUCGGACCAAUGUUUCGCAAGGAAGUCAACUCUGACACACACAAAUGGGAUGUUACAGUACAGAAUGUCACAAUUGAGCCCAGCAUGGACACUUUAUACUGGUGUAAGAUAAUACGUGCGCCCACGCUAAGUGAGAAGCAUCACAUAAUUGGUUAUGAAGCAUUGCUAUCACGUGAGAGCAACACCAAUCAACCGCUUGUACACCACAUGACACUCUUUGAAUGUACAACCAAAUCAUAUCCCGGCUCAGAUCCACACUCCUGGGAGGUGUGGGUGAAGAGUAGCGGCGCGGUAUGCAACAGUAAUUUAUUGACGCCACACGAUUGGGACUCCUGCAUAACACCGGUGGCUGUUUGGUCUAUUGGCUCGACAGGACAAUUUCUGCCACAGCACGUGGGCAUACCGGUGGGCGGAAAACAAGGCGCUAAAUAUUAUAUGCUCGAAAUACACUACGACAAUCCACACGCACAUCAAAUGGUCGAUCACUCGGGCUUCCGCAUACAUUACAGCAGUCGUUUGCGGCCCAACGAUGCUGGCAUUAUGAUUUCCGGUGUCUCAGUUUCGGACACACAGCUAAUACCGCCCGGACAGAAGCUGUACCGCAAUAUAGGCAUCUGUGGACCGUCCUGUUCGAAUGUGAUGUUCCCCGCAGACGGCAUUAAAAUCAUAUCCGGCACACUGCACUCUCAUCACGCUGGCCGCAAAAUGACACUGCGUCACGUGCGCGACGGCAAGGAGCUGGAACGCAUUAUCGAAGAUGAUAAUUAUGAUUACAACUUUCAGCAGGUGCGUCAGCUGGAGCAAGAAGUCGUUGUGCUGCCAGGCGAUUACAUUAUUACCGAUUGCGCCUAUGAGACAUUGAAUCGCAAACAUCCGACCUUCGGUGGUUACUCAACCAAACAGGAGAUGUGUCUGUCCUUUAUCACCUACUAUCCACGCAUCGAGUUGGCUGGCUGCUAUAGCAUGACGCCAGUGCGUGAAUUUUUCGAAACAUUUGGCGUUUAUCAAUUUUACUCGCUAAACAUGACCGAUGUGGAGAAUUUAUUCCUUUAUAACGGCAAUGUUUUAGACUAUAUACCGAAUACGAUUUAUGCCAAAACGAAAAAGAAUCGCGUGAAUAUGACGGAUGAAGAGCGUCUCUAUGAAGAAUCAUUGUUAAACAAACUAAUCAUCUCGGAUCCAGUCGAGUUCCAUGAUCGCACAUUUUUAUCACAUCUAAAGCAGUUGCCUUGGUCUGAGCCGCUUUUUACGAAGCGUGUCGAACAGACCAUGAUCACUGGCAAGCAUAUGACAUUCUGCCGGGUAUCCAAUGAGUCGGUGUCAAUACCCUCUGAGAUUAUACGUUAUCCCGAAUUCACAACUUUCGUAAAGGAGCCCAGCAUUUGUCCAUUCCAAAUGCUAAUGGAUAGUGCGCCACUCAAUAAGGCAACAGCGAUAGCGUUACAAACCGCAACCGUAGCACUCUGGACUGUGGCAUCGAUGUUACUUAACAGCUAUUUAUGAUGCAUUCAUACUAAUUUAAUAAUUUAUAUGAAAAUAUAUAGUAUUAUUUAGUAUACCGUUAUGUUAAAACUUAAAAAUAAUUAUAUUUAUUUAUUUAUUUUAAUUUAACUUUAUAUAUGCUAUAAGUAAAAAAUGAGUAUAAUUAAAAAAAAAAAAAAAUUUAAAACUAAUUAUUAAUAUCUUAUAUAUAUACAAUAAGGCUCGUAUUUAACUAAUAAGUAAUAAAUUAUGCUUAAAAUCAUUAUUAUAAAAUUAUUUACUUUUUAUAUUUAACUUAUAUGAAAUCAUUCUGCAGCCCAACUUGUAACAAGUAGUCAUAUUUUCUAAGGAAAAAUGUAAGUCUUUAAAACAAGAGUAAUAGUCAUACAUUAGUCUACAGUACUUAAGAAAAAUACACAUUAAACUUACUCAUAGCUUAAUUAAACUUAAUUAAAGACAUUAAUUAAUUACAUACUAUUUACAAAUAUAAUGUCGAAAUUAGCAUUAGAAAUCUCAAUCCAAAGAAUUAGUAUUAAAAGUUCUGUAGCAACUAUGUAUAUAUGAAACAUAAUGACAGUACUUUAAGGAAUCAAACAAUAAAAUAUAAGUUUAAA
Molecule: messenger RNA, 4256 nt
Organism: Zeugodacus cucurbitae (melon fly)
Lineage: Eukaryota; Metazoa; Arthropoda; Insecta; Diptera; Tephritidae
Product: MOXD1 homolog 1
Exons: 12
Coding region: 1375-3663 (762 amino acids)
Biological process (GO): octopamine biosynthetic process; dopamine catabolic process; norepinephrine biosynthetic process
Cellular component (GO): secretory granule membrane
Molecular function (GO): dopamine beta-monooxygenase activity; copper ion binding
Source: RefSeq, a predicted model, not a curated record